Messenger RNA from Neohortaea acidophila, 1890 nucleotides. Its product is annotated as pyridoxal phosphate-dependent transferase. Bases 160 to 1827 code for a protein of 555 amino acids. Gene Ontology annotation, molecular function: aromatic-amino-acid:2-oxoglutarate transaminase activity; L-2-aminoadipate:2-oxoglutarate transaminase activity; pyridoxal phosphate binding. The record is from RefSeq and is a predicted model, not a curated record. NCBI's taxonomy places the organism in Eukaryota, Fungi, Ascomycota, Dothideomycetes, Mycosphaerellales, Teratosphaeriaceae. Gene Ontology annotation, biological process: aromatic amino acid catabolic process; L-tyrosine biosynthetic process. The transcript is spliced from 3 exons.
CUAAUUGGGCCAAUUCCGCGCCCUAUUCCGUCGAUCUCCUCCCCUGGCCUGCCCGAUGCAACCAGCAUCUUAAGAAAAAUUCCUACACCGCUUGAUGAGCCCUUUCACUGGACAACGCUAUCCCCUCGACUCACGUGUCCAAUACACAUAGACUCCGCCAUGGCCUCCUCGACAAGAACCCCGGAGAUCCAGAUUCUGGCGGAAACGGACACGACGACCUUCACCAUCCCCGACCGAUUGACGAUUGAGCAGGUUGCCAAGCGACGCGCCGCAUAUGGUUCGUUCAAUGCCGGAGUUGCUGCUGCCGUGGAUGUCGAGUUGUUCAAAGGCCGGACGCACCACUCGCACAAGGGCAAGGCCAAGCGGUGGGACCACCGCUUGACGCAUGAGGCCAAAGUGAGACAGGGAAACUCGUUGAAGACUGCUGCCAAGCACCUCAAGACUCCCGGUCUGAUCUCGCUGGGUGGCGGCUUGCCGUCGAGCGAGUACUUCCCAUUCGAGGAAUUGUCCAUCACCGUGCCCAGCCUGGCCAGCUUGUCACCAUCGCAGCCAAACGGGCAUGCCGACACGAGCACCCUCAAGGCCGGUAAGAAUGAAAUCCUCACGGCCGGGAAGCAUGACCUUGCAGAGGGCGUCUCGCUGUACGACAUCGCCACCGCCUGCCAGUACGGCCAGGGCCACGGCGCCGCGCAGUUCUUGCGAUGGAUGAUCGAGCACACCGAAAUCGUGCACAACCCCCCUUACCGCGACUGGAGCUGCACCAUGACCAUCGGAUCAACGUCGGCUUGUGAUUUUGCCUUCCGCCUCUUCUGCAACCCUGGCGACUGGAUCUUGACGGAGCAGUACACCUAUCCCACCAUGGUCGUGGCAGCGCAAGGCAUGGGCAUCAACAUUGCCGCCGUCGGCAUGGAUGAGCAUGGUAUGCUCGCCACCUCCCUUGACGACAUCCUCUCGAACUGGAACGUGGCGGAGCGCGGCGGCCCGAAGCCUUUCGUGGUGUACACGGUACCGACCGGCCAGAAUCCCACCGGCUUCACGCAACCCCUGCAGCGCCGCAAGGAAAUCUACGCCGUGGCGCAGAAGCACGACCUCUACAUCUUCGAAGACGAGCCCUACUACUUCCUCCAAAUGCAGCCCUACACCGGCGCCAACGCGCCCGACGUGCCUCCUCCUACUUCCCACUCCGACUUCAUCCACUCCCUGGUCCCCUCCUACUUGUCUCUCGACGUCGACGGCCGCGUGCUGCGAAUGGACUCCUUCUCCAAGGUCAUCGCACCCGGCAGCCGUGUAGGCUGGAUCACUGCUUCCGAGCAGAUCUGCGAAAAGUACCGCAUGCUCUCCGACCUCGCCACGCAAGGCCCCAGCGGCAUCUCCCAGCUCGUGUUGUUCAAGCUCCUCGACGAAUCCUGGGGCCACGGCGGCUACCUCGACUGGCUUAUCAAGAUCCGCAUGGAGUACACCGAGCGUCGCGACUCCAUCCUCAAGGCCUGCGAGACCUAUCUCCCCCGUGACCUCGUGAGAUGGGUGGCCCCCUCGGCCGGCAUGUUCCUCUGGCUCGAAAUCGACUACAAGAAGCAUCCUCACUUCGCGGACAAGACUUUGCUGGAGAUUGAAGAGGAAAUCUUCCUCAAGAACAUUGCGCACGGGACGUUGUUGAUGUGUGGGUCGUGGUUCGUGGCGGAGCAGAAGGCCGGCAAGGACACCCUGUUCUUCCGCGCGACGUAUGCCGCUGCGCCGGCCGAUCAGAUCAACGAGGCCAUCAAGCGAUUCGGCGCCGCGAUUCGAGAGUCUUUUGGCCUCGCACCUUUGGCGAAUGGGACGCAUUGAGUUUUAGAGGGAAAUGCACGGCUGGGUGGAGUUGAUCUACGGCGUAAUUGAAGCGUUCGGGGC